GAACGGCACUGGACGGCACGAGGCGGGGAGGGUUGUGCCGCCCGCAUGGUGCCAUGAGCUACAGCUACCGGGACGCCUACGUGCCGAGGGGCGUGCAGCUGCCGGGGUCCAGCUACCGGGCCGCGUCGGGCCCGAGGAACCUCGGCGGCACCGCCCACCUGCGCGGGGGCCCUGUCGGCGGCGGCCCCGCGCCCCAGGGCCGUGGAGUCUCCGGCUUCGAGUGGGGCGCGGCCAACCCGGCGGCGGGCCUGCGGGGCGGCUCAGGCCCCUCCUACCACGGCGGCGCCGCCGCGCGCUCGCACACGGUGGGCGGCGGCGCCCACCAGGCCUCCCGGUACCGCCCUGGCGCGGGCGCGGCCGGCCUCCACGAGAGGCCGCCGCCGCCGCCGGGCGCGACCGCGCCCCCGCCGCACCCGGCGCUCUGCGGGCCGGCGGCGGGCGGGGAGGCGCAGCUGCUGCGCCAGGUCUCCCCGCGCCUCGACGCGCAGGCCGCUGGCGGGCUCCCGCAGGGGCCCUGCGAGAUCGUGGAAACGCAAGAGGUGUUGUCAAAAGUCAUGUCGUCGCAGAUCUGGGUCUCCGGAGGGGCCGAGCAGCCGCCGCCCAAGGGCCCCGCGGCGGCCGGCCGCGGCGGCCUCGGGCGGCUGCUGCGGCAGGGCGGCGGCGCGGCCGGCGCUGGCGCGGCGGCGAGGGCGGGCGCCGCGGCGUACCUGCCUGCCGACGAGCCGCGCGACGCAGGGCGGCCGCGCGCCGCGCACCGCGGGUCGCGGGGCGCGGGGGCGGGCGGCCCGGGGGCCGCGGGGCGGCGGCGGGCCGGGCCCGUGCCCAGAGCUCCGGGGCGCGGCGGCGGCGCUGCGCCGCGUGGCCCGGCGGAGGCGGCCCAGGUGUCCGAGGCCCUCGCGGACCAGCGCUCCGCCAACAGGCGGCUCAGCAGCAAGAGCGAGUUCAUGAUGGACAGGCUCGCCGACUUCGAGCAGCAGUUUACCGAGAUCGAGGCCGAGGUCGGGCGCAUCGAGGGGGACCUCGAGGAUAACUCGGUGCUUCCCGGGAGAGCUCGCGACCACCUGGCCCAGCUGGAGGCCAGACUGGACAAGCUGCAGUGCCACGGGGUCGACUCCUUGGACACCUUCGAGCUCCAGUCUGGCAAGGACCAGGCGAGAGCACUGCGAAAGGUCCUGACAAGAAGAGCCGAGACCAUGCACGACCGCAUGGACGCGCUCUUCAAGCAGCUGAGGGACGCCAUGGCUGCCCAGCAGGUGCGCAGCCUGAGCGACAGCUAG
This is a messenger RNA of Prorocentrum cordatum, 1277 nucleotides long. The record is from the annotation of a GenBank genome assembly. NCBI's taxonomy places the organism in Eukaryota, Dinophyceae, Prorocentrales, Prorocentraceae.